AUGCGUUUCGCCGUCUCCGUCCUCGUUACCCUGCUCGCUGGUUUCACUGCCGGCGAGACUCUUGAUCUCACCGGCAAGUGUGCCGACCGUGGCGGCGUCUACAGCUGGGACUGCAACAUCAACCAGGAAAACACCGCUGCCCUCACCUGCAACUCUCGUCUCAGUGGCGGCGGCUCAUACUGCUCCGACUGUGUGAGGCUGGAUACCCCCGGCUUCUUUGAGUGCUCCUGCGCCGGCAACAACUGCCCCUGA
This is a messenger RNA of Diplodia corticola, 252 nucleotides long. RefSeq lists its product as uncharacterized. The record is from RefSeq and is a predicted model, not a curated record. The coding region runs from base 1 to 252 and encodes 83 amino acids. The transcript has 2 exons. Lineage: Eukaryota; Fungi; Ascomycota; Dothideomycetes; Botryosphaeriales; Botryosphaeriaceae.